Messenger RNA from Candidozyma duobushaemuli, 1023 nucleotides. Its product is annotated as SDR family oxidoreductase. NCBI's taxonomy places the organism in Eukaryota, Fungi, Ascomycota, Pichiomycetes, Serinales, Metschnikowiaceae. Gene Ontology annotation, molecular function: oxidoreductase activity, acting on the CH-OH group of donors, NAD or NADP as acceptor. The record is from RefSeq and is a predicted model, not a curated record. The transcript has a single exon. The coding region runs from base 1 to 1023 and encodes 340 amino acids.
AUGACUACAGUUUUGGUUUCCGGCGCCUCCGGCUUCAUCGCAUUGCACACCGUUCAAGAACUCAUCAAGCAGGGCUACACUGUUGUGGGUUCCGUCAGAAGCUCUGAGAAGGGCGAAUACGUCAAGAACGCUUCCGGUAACCCAGAGAAAUUCUCUUAUGAGAUCGUGAAAGACAUUGCCGAGAUGGGUGCCUUCGACGAAUUCGUCAAGAAUCACCCAGAAGCUACUGUUUUCUUGCACACCGCCUCGCCAUUCCACUUCAAUGUCACUGACGUUGAGAAGGACUUGCUCCAGCCAGCAAUUCGUGGCACCAAGUCGGCAUUGCAAUCCAUCAAGGACCACGGCUCUAACAUCAAUAGGGUUGUUGUCACUUCAUCCUACGCUGCAAUUGCAUCGGCUGAGAUGGAUCUGAAGGCCGGUAAGGAGUACGAUGAGACCUCCUGGAACGACAUCACCUGGGAGAAGGCUCUUGAGAACCCACUUGUCGGAUACUACGGUUCCAAGACCUUCGCCGAAAGAGCAGCAUGGGAGUUCGUUAAGGAGCAGAAGCCUAACUUUGUGCUUUCCACUGUCAACCCAGCCUACGUUUUCGGUCCUCAGCCCACCGAUGAUUUUAACUCUGAAAAGUUGAACACCUCCUCUGAAAUCAUCAACGCCGCUAUAAAGCUCCUGAGCCCUAACGCCGAUGUUUACCCUGUCAACGCCUCUGCUGUGGAUGUUCGUGAUGUCGCCAAGGCUCACCUUGUGGCUUUUGAGAAGGAAGAGGCCAAGAAUGAGCGUUUGGUCUUGAUCACUGGUCUGUUCACUCAGCAGGAUAUACUAGACGUUUUGCACAAGGAGUUCCCUAAGCAGGCCGAGAACAUUCCAGUGGGUACGCCAGGCUCGCAGAAGGAAGAGAUCAAGACAAGAUGUACUCCAAGAAACGACAAGACUAGAAAGAUCUUGGGCUUCCCAUUGAUCUCCAUCGAGCAGACCAUUGCCGAUAGUGCUCAGCAGAUCUACAAGGUUGAGAACAAGCUUUAG